GUGAUAUCAUUGCGAAGGCGAAGUGAGUGAAAUACUGAUAAGCUGCUUGUAAAGAUACGACUGGGAAUAUAGCCUCGUUAGUUGACGCUGACGGACAAGACCCACCGCAAUGUUGGUGAGCGUGGUGGCCCACAGAUCCAUCAUGUCCGAGGCAGCCGCAGCAAAUGGAAGCCCCUCCCCAGCUCCAACUCCAGAGGUACCGGCGACCGAGUUGGCCCAAUUGGCUCUGGAGGAUGAGCCCAAGGUUAGCUUUGCGGAUCAGUUCAAGGCCUUCUCCAAGUUCGGGGACUCCAAGUCCGAUGGCAAGCUGAUUACGCUCUCGCAGAGUGACAAGUGGAUGAAACAGGCCAAGGUUAUCGACAAGAAGAUCACCACCACGGAUACGGGCAUCCACUUCAAGAAGUUCAAGGCCAUGAAGAUCUCGCUCAGUGACUACAACAAAUUCCUGGACGAUCUGGCAAAGACGAAAAAAGUGGAACUGUCGGAGAUCAAGCAAAAGUUGGCCGGUUGUGGAGCUCCAGGAGUGGUAUCCGUUUCGGCUGGAAAAGCCGCAGCUGCCGUUGAUCGAUUGACGGAUACCAGCAAGUACACCGGUUCCCACAAGGAGCGCUUUGAUGCCACCGGAAAGGGCAAGGGUAUCGCCGGCAGGCGGAACGUGGUCGAUGGGUCCGGAUACGUGAGUGGCUACCAGCACAAGGACACCUACGACAACGCCCACUAGAUGGGGAGACCACCGUUUUUCACCCUCUCAUGAAACUGUAUUUCUAACUUAUGUGUUUUCCUAGUUAAUGUCUCACAAUUUAAUUUAUAUUUGUGUAUAAAUUAGGUUUGUGAUAAUUUAAGUGCUUACAAAUAAAUUUAUAUAUUUGAUUUUA
This is a messenger RNA of Drosophila teissieri, 875 nucleotides long. It is a transcript of the gene ringer, whose product is annotated as tubulin polymerization-promoting protein homolog. The record is from RefSeq and is a predicted model, not a curated record. Gene Ontology annotation, cellular component: microtubule. The coding region runs from base 110 to 721 and encodes 203 amino acids. NCBI's taxonomy places the organism in Eukaryota, Metazoa, Arthropoda, Insecta, Diptera, Drosophilidae. Gene Ontology annotation, biological process: microtubule polymerization; positive regulation of protein polymerization; microtubule bundle formation. The transcript has 3 exons. Gene Ontology annotation, molecular function: tubulin binding.